This is a messenger RNA of Paecilomyces variotii, 3199 nucleotides long. Its product is annotated as WD40-repeat-containing domain protein. Gene Ontology annotation, molecular function: protein binding. Lineage: Eukaryota; Fungi; Ascomycota; Eurotiomycetes; Eurotiales; Thermoascaceae. Gene Ontology annotation, biological process: maturation of SSU-rRNA from tricistronic rRNA transcript (SSU-rRNA, 5.8S rRNA, LSU-rRNA). The transcript is spliced from 2 exons. The record is from RefSeq and is a predicted model, not a curated record. Gene Ontology annotation, cellular component: nucleolus. The coding region runs from base 217 to 2748 and encodes 843 amino acids.
UAAGCUCCAAUAGGCCAAGUGCGUAUACAGAAGUUCAGAACUUUUUUCCCACAAGCAUCACCGCCUGAGACUGCGACGGCCUGCGGCUCGACAGAGACUCAACAGCUCGAUUUUUCUUCCUUGGUGAAGGCUGGGAAUCGUUUCCCAUCAUCUAGAGCUCGUUUCUGCGACCCUUGUUCUUAGUCUGCCGCCCCGUUGCGUGCGGAUCUAUUCAAAAUGGGGAACAAGAAGGCUUCUCGUCCGGCCGCCUCGAAAACUUCGUCCGCCUCGUCGCCCGCGGUAUCGGGGGGAACGCAGCUUGGAAAUAAGUCUGCGAUCUUGCGAGCCGUCUUCUCGCCUUCUGAAUACCAAUUAGCGCUCUUUGCUUCGGUCAUUCAAGGCCUGGAUGGGCAACAUCUUCGCAUCCAUGACACCAACACUGGACGUCUGCAAUGCGAUCAUGCGGCCGCUCCCAAGGAGACGAUCACUUCGCUGGACUGGGGUUACUACUACGGAGAUCGCCAGCGUCCUCGGGAGCAGCAGUCAAAGAAGAAGAGAAAGAGAAGUUCCGGAGUGAACGGCGCUGUGGACGGACUAGACAAGGGAGAUGCAGUCGUUGCUUUCGGAACAAGCACAUCCGACAUCCGCAUGUACUCUCCCUCCGAGGACAAGAUUGUUGGAACGCUGUCGGGUGGUCACGAGAAUGGAAUCAGAGAUUUCAAAUUUACCGCCAAACGGCCUGGUCUGGAAGGAUGGAGUAUUGGAGGUGAUAAUAAGCUGGUUCAAUGGGACCUGCGCACUGGGCAAUCUAUCAGAACGAUCAAUCUGCCGACCUCGUCAGUCGUAUCGGCGCUGUCUAGACCGGUGCCUUCCAACCCGCCACUGGUCUGCGCAUCACAGACACCCUACAUCAUUGAUGUCGAGGGCUCCAGCGAGCCACGGGCCUUCCCUGCCAUGCGCAACCCCAUCCACACACUUAUCGCCUCUUCUGCGGAUGAGUCUCUGCUUUCGGGACACUUUCUGGCUUCGGACGGGGAUCGGUAUAUCAACGUCUUUGACUCCCGGAAGCAAAAGCUGGUUCUCAAUCUCGUGGCUGAGAAAGAGGUAUCCGAUCUGUCAUUCUACCCUGGGUCGGAUGCGCAGGAGAAUGGCGAUGAAUCUUUGCCGGUCAAGAAGCAGCUUCUUGCCGCCGUCACCCAGGAUGGCGCCAUUGAGCUUUUCUCCAAACCGUUUUUCCAAUCCGAAGAGUCGCAAAAUACAAAGGCUACGAGUCUGAAGUCGAGAAGCAAGCAGAUGACCAGAAGGGCGGAUGCGUUUGUCAGGAUCAUCAAGUCCGACAAGUCUGGAAGCCUUGUCCCCGUCGUGACGACUACCUUUGAAGGACCAGACCUAGUCAUUGCAUAUGCUGAUGCAGCAGUAAACCCCGUGUUCGAACGCGUGCGAUGGCAGGACGAAAAUACAGAUGAGCUCGCUCUCAGCGGUACCAAGGAGAUCGUGAAGGGCAAGUCUUCAUCCUCUUUGUCUGCUGCGACUCUGAAUGGCAUCAAAGAGGCAAGCAAGAGCCAUGUCGAUGAAUCCAAGGCCGUGGUGGAGGAAGGAAACAUCGCGGAAGACAUCGAAAUGGAUGACUCUCGACAAGACGCUGUCUCCGUAUCCAGCGACGAGGAGGUUUCCGACGAUGAAGAGGAUCGCAAGAAGUCAAAAUCCAACGGAAAGCAACAGCAGCCACAGAAGCAGAAAGGUACGGAUAAGGACGUCGAUAUGCAGGAUGCCAAUGCAUCGGGCGAUGAACAGGACGAGGAGGAAGCGGGUGAGCCUUCUUUCGGUGAGCUCAUGCGUGCGAAUGCCUCUGAACAGGCUAUCGAUGUGGAAGCCGAACUGGAGGAUGAUGUUGGCACAAGUGCGCUUGUACCAGGAAAAUCAAAUUCCACGGCUGUUCAGCUCCCCUCGGGUGUGUCCCUCUCCACUGUGCUUUCUCAGGCACUCAAGACGAACGACAGUGAGAUGCUCGAGUCCUGCUUCCACACCGGCGAUCUCUCCAUCGUGCGCUCCACAAUUCAGCGCUUGGAUUCUUCUCUUGGUGCAACUCUGCUGCAGAGACUGGCAGAGCGUCUUUCUACGCGCCCCGGUCGCUAUGGGCACCUUCUCGUGUGGGUGCAGUGGACCUGCAUCACUCACGGUGGUGCUAUUGCAGGAAAGGCAGACUUGCUAAAGAGAAUGAGCACUCUCUUCAAGGUCAUGGACCAGCGCUCUUCCAGCCUGCAAUCCUUGCUCCUACUCAAGGGAAAGCUUGAUAUGUUGGAUGCUCAGCUGCACCUUCGGCAAUCUAUUGCUAAUCGUGGUAUGGAGAGUGACGAGGACGAGGACAACAUCAUCUACGUUGAAGGUCAAGAUGACGAGGACGACGACAGUGAUGUCGAGGGCGCUACGGCCACUCCACGGACAAAGUCACUACGCGAUAGGGCUGCUGACGAAGAGGAUGCCACGAUGAACGGCGUAGGCUCUGAAUCGGAUGAUGAGGAGGACGAAGACGAAGAGGCAGACGAGGACGCAGACAUCCUCGACGUCGAGGCUGAAGAGUCCGCCGGCUCUUCCGACGCGGAGGAAUCUUUGGAAGAGAACGAGGACGAAGAUGAAGACGACAGCGCUGGCUCGAUGGCCGAUUUCAUCGCUGACACAGAAGAUGAGUCCGAGGACGACGCUAUAUCGCAUCAACCUCCUCCCAAGAAGAGCAAGCUCAGCAAGGGCAAGAAGGGCGGACGCAAGUAAAAAAACCUACACCCCCAAUAGAACCUACUCGGGGAGCGGAAAAAGGGAGGCCAUGUAUCUCUUUUACUUUAUUUUUCUUUCUUCAACCAAAAAAGAAAAGGUGGCGUCUGCAUCGCAUUGGAGUCUUUUGUCUUUUUAAGUUGUUCUUUCCCCGAGUUGCAUGACCGUUCAAACAAGGAACAGUCCUGACUAUCUCUCUUCUUCCUUUUUUUCUUAUCUGUGUCAUAUUAGUUCCUUCGAUUUCAUCCUUCAUCAGAGAGAAACUUGGGAAAAGGGACCGUGACAUGUCAUGUCGAAUUUGUGUAAUGUCACUUAUAAUUGAAGAAAAAUUCUUUCGUUCCUAUAAGUAUACUGCCAUAUGCCAUCUAUACAUUCGGUCGAUGUAGCUUAAAUCUCGUUUAACUACUUAUGCGACGAUAUAGCGAAAGAUAUAAAUAAUAGCCAAAGUGAG